AUGAUAGGCAAGCUUGAGCGCAACUGGAUCCCUCCACCUCAUGGGCUAUAUAUUUCAGACUCACGGUGGUCCUCGUCAUCCUCGAAGAGAUGGAAGCAGAGGCAAACUAGCGAUUCCUUUGCACGAGAGGCAAAAGUCCAAGGAUUGAAAAGCAGAGCGGCUUUUAAGCUUAUUGAGAUCGAUGCCAAAUACAAGAUAUUCAAGAAGGGCCAGACCGUUGUUGAUCUUGGCUACGCACCAGGCAGUUGGUCACAGGUAGCGGUCGAACGGACGAAACCAAGAGGGCGAAUUGUGGGAAUCGAUAUUAUCCCUGCGCAGCCUCCGAAAGGCGUAUCUACCAUCCAAGGCAACUUCCUAUCCGUGGAAGUGCAAGAGCAAGUGAAGCGUUUCCUAUCAGAUCCAGACCGUGGACGACCAAAACAAGAACUGUUCGCCAGCAGUGAUACCGACGGAUCGCCAGAAACGGAGGGUGCUAUAAGCUACAUCGAGCAAGAGCAGCACGACAUUGAUGAUGUGCAGGGCAAUACAGAACGCACUCCGCCCAACGAGAAGGGCCAGAAGUUGGAAGAUGACAGAAGAAUUGUGGAUAUUGUUUUGAGUGAUAUGUCCGAACCCUGGGAACAGACCACUGGUUUCUGGAAGAAAAGCCUAAGUAACCCGCAUAUUAGGAUGAUGAACACCACUGGCAUCAAUUUCAAAGACCACGCUGGAAGCAUGGAUCUUUGCAAUGCAGCACUACGAUUUUCGGUUGAUACUGUCAGAAAUGGAGGCCAUUUUGUAUGCAAAUUCUAUCAGGGAUCCGAGGAGAAGCACUUCGAGCAAAAACUGAAAAAGCUUUUCGCAGCUGUGUAUCGAGAGAAACCUGACUCCUCGAGAAAGGAGUCCAAGGAGGCAUAUUUUGUUGCGUUAAGAAGAAAGAAGGAUGUGGCCAUGGAGGAUGUUUUUGGCACGGAUAAUAUUACUUGA
Venustampulla echinocandica is the source of this 966-nucleotide messenger RNA. RefSeq lists its product as uncharacterized. The transcript has 7 exons. Gene Ontology annotation, cellular component: mitochondrion. The record is from RefSeq and is a predicted model, not a curated record. Gene Ontology annotation, molecular function: rRNA (uridine-2'-O-ribose)-methyltransferase activity. Lineage: Eukaryota; Fungi; Ascomycota; Leotiomycetes; Helotiales; Pleuroascaceae. Bases 1 to 966 code for a protein of 321 amino acids. Gene Ontology annotation, biological process: RNA methylation.